AUGUUAGUGCUUGCAAUUGGGGGUUCCUUCAUUCCUACAAGAGCUUGCAAAUUGCCUCCACAAUUCAUCAAACUACUUAAAAGGUCACUGGCUUCUUCAAAUGGUAUUGAGCAUGUUAUCUGUCUUGGGAAUAUGAAUGCCAGCGUGGCAACGUUGAAAUUCUUGAAAGAUAUCUCCUCAAACUUACAUUUGGUGAAAGGCGAAGAAGAUGACAUUGGUAUUUUGACUCAACAAUUACUGGAACUCAAAGGCGAAGAGACUGUCAUUCCUUUAUACAAUGUGAUAUCCGUUGACAAGCUCAAAAUAGGAUUCACUCUGGGCAUUCAAACCGCCCCGAAAAAUGACCCACUCGUAUUGCUGACGAUAGCUCGAGAUUUAGAUGUUGAUAUUUUGUUAUGGGGGGGGUUACAUAAGAUUGAAGCCUACACGAUGGAUGGAAAAUUCUUCGUUAAUCCUGGUUCCGCCAGCGGCGCUUUUACUUUCGAACUCCCUGAAUAUGAGUUGGAUGAUGAGAAAACAAGCAAGACUCAAGACUCAAACUCAAUUGAUGAGAAACCUCCACAUGCCACAGAUGAAGCCAGUACCACUGACGAUGUGUCACAUUCAGAACUGGGUGGUAGCAAUGAGAAGAACGAUUUGGAAGAUCAUCUGGAGAAUAAUUUCCUGCUGAAUAACACCAGUGACAGCCUUGAUGACACCAAAACACCUAAGAGGCCGAAUGUUGUCGCCUCGACUUCCAAAGAAGAUCCUGAGCCCAACGUAGUAGAAUACGAAGAAAGCCUCGAUUUUGAAAGAAUCUAUGCGGAUACCGAAAAUGUGCCUUCCUUUUGCAUCUUAGAUGUGCAAGGUACAACUUGUGAUCUAUACAUAUACACUUGCUUAGAAGGCAACGUUAAGGUUGAUAAAGUCGUAUAUCAAAAGUAA
Messenger RNA from Diutina rugosa, 924 nucleotides. Its product is annotated as retromer subunit. The transcript has a single exon. The record is from RefSeq and is a predicted model, not a curated record. Gene Ontology annotation, cellular component: endosome; retromer complex. The coding region runs from base 1 to 924 and encodes 307 amino acids. Gene Ontology annotation, biological process: intracellular protein transport; retrograde transport, endosome to Golgi. NCBI's taxonomy places the organism in Eukaryota, Fungi, Ascomycota, Pichiomycetes, Serinales, Debaryomycetaceae.